AUGUCAAAAAUCCUCUCGUGGGCCGACAAGACCGGAAAGUACAACCGCCAGGGCUCUUUGUACAGAGAUACCAUCAGCUCUGCCCCCAAUGCCAGGUUUCCCCCUGAGGCCAACCGCUACCACUUGUAUGUGUCGCUUGCCUGUCCGUGGGCGCACCGUACGUUGAUCACGCGGGUGCUCAAGGGCUUGACGUCCAUCAUCAGUGUCUCGAUCGUCCACUGGCACUUGGAUCAAGACGGGUGGCGGUUCAUCAACGCUGACGAGCUUGCCCAAGCCAAAGGCGCCAGUGAUCACGCCAAUGGCACUGUUGACCACAUCAACAACUUCUCCAGGCUCAGUGAGGUAUACUUCAAGGCCAACCCCGAGCAUACUGGUCGCUACACAGUUCCGGUGUUGUGGGACAAGAAGUUGGAGACCAUCGUCAACAACGAGUCGUCCGAGAUCUUGCGGAUGUUGAACACAGAGUUCAACUCGCUUGUGCCGGAGAAUCUUGCCCAGAUUGACGUCUACCCCGAGGCAUUACGCAGCGAGAUCGAUGAGCUCAACUCCUGGGUCUACGACAACAUCAACAACGGAGUCUACAAGGCAGGCUUUGCCACCAAGGCCGAAACCUACGAGAAGGAGGUCAGGAAUGUGUUUGUGCAUUUGGACAAGGUGGAGGAGCUCUUGGCCAAGAACCAUGCCGAAGGCAAGAAGCUCGAAUUCUUGUUGGGCAACCAGUUAACGGAAGCCGAUAUCCGUUUGUUCACCACCAUCGUCAGAUUCGACCCUGUGUAUCACCAGCACUUCAAGUGCAACAUCCGCAUGAUCAGACAUGACUACCCCCAUCUCCACAACUGGUUGAGAUUAUUGUACUGGAAGAUUCCUGGCUUCCAAGAGACCACCGACUUCGACCACAUCAAGUACCACUACACGCGGUCGCACAACGAGAUCAAUUACUUGGGAAUCACUCCAUUGGGUCCGUUGCCACACAUUCUUCCCUUGUAG
This is a messenger RNA of Suhomyces tanzawaensis NRRL Y-17324, 987 nucleotides long. Its product is annotated as glutathione S-transferase family protein. The coding region runs from base 1 to 987 and encodes 328 amino acids. NCBI's taxonomy places the organism in Eukaryota, Fungi, Ascomycota, Pichiomycetes, Serinales, Debaryomycetaceae. Gene Ontology annotation, cellular component: cytoplasm. Gene Ontology annotation, molecular function: glutathione transferase activity. The transcript has 2 exons. The record is from RefSeq and is a predicted model, not a curated record.